Molecule: messenger RNA, 1955 nt
Organism: Oppiella nova
Lineage: Eukaryota; Metazoa; Arthropoda; Arachnida; Sarcoptiformes; Oppiidae
Source: the annotation of a GenBank genome assembly
UCACAACAGAGUUCACAGAACCGACUGCUCAUCAAAGGCGGACGCGUUGUGAACGACGACCACAUCUUCGACGCCGAUGUCUAUAUUGAAGAGGGAAUCAUCAGACAAAUUGGUCCGCAUCUGACAGUUCCCGGGGGUGUGAAGACAAUUGACGCGAAGGGUCAUUAUGUGAUUCCCGGAGGCAUUGAUCCGCACACUCACAUGCAGUUUCCAUUCAUGGGCACCCGAGCCAUCGAUGACUUCUAUACGGGAACAAAGGCAGCGCUCGCCGGCGGUACCACUCUUAUCAUGGAUUUCGCCAUUCCUGAGGCUAAUAAUCCCAGUCUUUUGGAUACGUACAAGAAAUGGCGCGUUUGGGCCGAUGAACGGGUUUGUUGUGAUUACAGCCUUCACGUGGCGGUCACCGACUGGAAAGCCGGUCAGACGGACGCAGAAAUGACUGCUUUGGUGAAGGAGAGUGGAGUGAAUUCAUUCAAAUGCUUCAUGGCUUACAAGAACUCAUUGAUGAUAAACGACUCGCAAAUGAUUCAAGUGUUCGACACGUGCAGAGACAUCGGCGCCUUGGCUCAGGUCCACGCAGAGAAUGGCGAUAUCAUCGAAGCCAACACCAAGCGUCUACUUAAUCUCGGAAUCACUGGCCCUGAAGGACACCUUCAAAGUCGUCCCGAAGAAGUGGAGGCCGAGGCCACCAAUCGUGCUAUCGUUUUGGCCAAUGAAGUCAAUUGUCCGCUAUAUGUGGUGCAUGUGAUGAGCAAAAUGGCAGCCGAUGUGAUCGCGAGCGCACGGAUGAGAGGCUCCAUUGUUUAUGGCGAGGCUUUGGCCGCAGGAAUUGGAACCGAUGGCAGCCAUCACUUCAACAGAUGCUGGAGACACGCGGCCGCACAUGUCAUGGCGCCGCCCCUCAGAGCCGAUAGAACCACUUCCGAGCAUUUACUGGAUCUGUUGAGUUCGGGUCAGUUGCAGACCACAGGUUCUGAUCACUGCGUCUUUAAUGCUGAACAGAAGGCAUUGGGAUCUAAAGACUUCUCGAAAAUCCCGAACGGAGUGAAUGGAGUCGAAGAGCGUCUAAUGGUUUUGUGGGAGAAGGGCGUCCGCACCGGUAAACUGGAUGCCUCUCAGUUCGUGGCCCUCACCAGUACUAACGCCGCGAAGAUCUUCAAUCUGUAUCCACGAAAGGGCAGAAUAGCUGUCGGUUCCGACGCCGAUGUUGUCGUUUGGGGAAAGAAACCCAAAGUUAUUAAAGCGGAAACACAUCACUCGAGCGUUGACUUCAAUAUAUUCGAAGGAAUGUCCGUUUCGUUCGGUCCUCUCGUUGUCAUAAGCAAUGGGAGAGUGGUUUUGGAUGAGGACGGCCUACGAGUGAGCCAAGGAAGCGGACGAUUCGUUCCCUGUCCUCCAUUUGCGGCUCACGUCUACAAUAACAUCAAAGAGAGGGACAGAAUCGGACCCAUUUGUGUAGACAGGAGUGGCGUCGACCCUAAGAAGGCCGUCGCUAAUGAGGCAACUAAUGGAGUGGCGAAAGCAGCUGUGGCUCCGGUAUUGCCCAUCGGUGUGGCCUCCGAACCCAUUAUCAUCGCUUCUCACGUUUCUGGAGAUGAAACUCAAUCGCAAUCCGACAGUUCCGGCGGUUUCUUUCGAGCGCCCACAAGAAGUGGAGUUCGAAACCUUCAGGACUCGUCCUUCCAGUUGUCCGGCGCUCAGAUCGAUGACGACAAACAGGGAAAGACAGCGAUUCGCGUCCACAACCCUCCCGGGGGUCGUUCGAGUGGUAUCUGGUAGACAGCGAUCAGCACUUCCAGCGCACGGCAACUCCCACUCAAUUGCAUCUAUAAUUAAGUGCUUCUUAUCUUUUAGUCUUUACAUUACAUUCCUUUUCACGGAUUUUAUUUGUUUACCGUAAGAAUUGUACGCGAAUUAUAAGUUUGUCACAAAAGUUUAAUAAAUCAAAAUUUUUC